AUGCGUAUACCUCUAGCCCUCCUUGCCCUUACGAGCUCCUGCUUCUCCGCUCUUGCCCUCGAUCUGAAGGGCCGUAUACAGUGGAACGAGCAUUGCGAAGGUCUUGGCGAGCUGGGCCAGACGAAGGUUGUUCUCGACAACGGGAGGCUGCACGGAGGUGUGACACAAGACGGAACCUUUGUGAUACCUGAAGUGCCGGCAGGGACGUAUGUUCUCUCUGUAAUAGCCCAUGACCAUGCGUUCGAGCAGUUGCGCGUCGAUAUCUUCGAGACAGAGACCCUGCCAGAAGUGCGACCCUACUUCCCUGGGACCCCGCUCGACCCGCCUUCUACCAUAACGCUCCCAUAUCCUAUCACGCUCACCGCGCGGGGAAAGCAUGACUACUUCGUCCCCCGCGAAAGCUUCAACGUCCUCGCCAUGUUCAAGAACCCGAUGAUGAUGCUCAUGCUCGGUGCGGGCGUGCUCGUCCUCCUUACUCCAAUGAUGAUGAAAAACAUGGACCCGGAGGUCAUGGAGGAGUUCAAAGAACGACAUGCGAAGAUGUCCGGUGCCCAGAGCGCGCUACAGAGCGGAGAUUUGAUGGGCGGAUUCUCGCAGUUAUUGUCUGCAGCGAACGAAGAGGCCAAGGGCGCAACAUCCGGAGCGGCGAAGGGGCCUAGUGCUUCGGGCGCGAAGCAGCGCGGAGGCAAGAACAAGAAGCGUUGAAGAACCGGUCUGUGUGUUCUUGUGCGAUGAUAUAGAUACACAUUAUUAUUACGUAUAUUCCAGGAGGGACAUUAUUGACUGGCUUUAAC
This is a messenger RNA of Dichomitus squalens LYAD-421 SS1, 794 nucleotides long. RefSeq lists its product as uncharacterized. Lineage: Eukaryota; Fungi; Basidiomycota; Agaricomycetes; Polyporales; Polyporaceae. Gene Ontology annotation, molecular function: carbohydrate binding. The transcript is spliced from 7 exons. The record is from RefSeq and is a predicted model, not a curated record. Gene Ontology annotation, cellular component: EMC complex. The coding region runs from base 1 to 705 and encodes 234 amino acids.